CCGCCCGAGUCCUGACCCGGUUCGGCGCUCCGCGGACAGCGCUCUUCCUUGCCCGGAGCCGGAGACUCAGCUGACUGAGUUGAGACAGGCUUCAGGAGAGUCUGCAGGCGUAGAGGGAGUGUGUCUUCCUGGGGCGCCCCAACCCUGCAGGCCUGUAUUCCCAGAGAUCCGUGCUCAGUGCUGAAGGCGGUUCGUUGUGAAAGCAGGCGAUCCCAAAACUGCCAGUGUCCGCUGGGAGCCAUUCCAGCUCCACUUCAUUCAACCAAAUCUACCACUGCCUCCCCGUGCAAAACAGCAGGAGGAAGAUUCUGCUGUCCCUGGGUGAGCUGUGUGCAGCGGUGAGGGAGGAGCUCGGGACCGAGAAAUGGAGAAGAGGAACCUGCUGAAGAAUCCCUGUGGGGAAGGGCAGAUGGAAUUCUGGGAGAUCACGGAGAACGGCGGCAACGAGUGGCGGGUGGAGGAGAUGCCUGGGGACUGUGGGAGCGCUUUCUGUGACGAGGCGGUGAAGACGUUCUUCGUCACCUCCUUCGAGCGGUGUCUGAAGAAGCAGGAGGUGGACCUGCUGGCAGAGGAGUACAGCCCUGAAGAGCUGGACGCCCAGCCUGCCAUCGAGGUGGAAGACUGGUAUUCGGGACGGACGGACUGCGGCUGCACUUACGAGCUCAGCGUCUGUUUGCUGGACGAGAAUCAUGAGGUGAUCGCCGAGUUCAAACCCAGUGAAGUGACCCUUGACCCCGACUGUGACGACUGCUCCUGGAAAAAGGUACAGUGUGCACAUGAAGACACACACACACACACUGCUACACCACACACACACACUGCUACA
Lepisosteus oculatus (spotted gar) is the source of this 826-nucleotide messenger RNA. The record is from RefSeq and is a predicted model, not a curated record. NCBI's taxonomy places the organism in Eukaryota, Metazoa, Chordata, Actinopteri, Semionotiformes, Lepisosteidae.